UUAUGUCUUAUGCCUUGGUCUCGAUAUAACACGGUACAAAUUUCCAUAUUUCUACUAUUUGUAGGUCUCGUACAACACGGUUUCGAUACUACGCGGAACACGGUUUCGAUACUACACGAGCCAUUUCUUCUAUUUUACAUUCAUUUCGUACAACGCGGUUUCGAUACUACGCGGAACGACAAAACCGCGUUGUACGAGGGACGACUGUAGAAAAAAAAAAUCGUUUGUUUUUCGCUCUUUUUUUCAAAAAUUUUUUUAUUUUGAAAUUUUUCAAAAUAAAAAAUGGAUUCACCAGAUUUGAAUGAAUUAUUUUCAUAUUUUGAUCAAAAAAUUUCCAAUGCUACAUCAAAAUUAGCAAUGUUAAAUGUUUAUUAUCAAAAAGAUCGUAAUGAAUGUAUUGAAAUGAAUGUUAAUAUUGGCAGUAUACAAUAUUUGUUGCAUUCAAUUGAUCAAUGUUUGAUUGAAGCUGAAAAUGAAUUUGAAAUACAAACAAAACGUUGUGAUAAUCUUUUACAAUUAUUAGAAGAUCAUAUUGAUCAUAUUGAAGCGAAUUUACCGAUGGCCAAUUUAACGGAAAAACAAACGGAUAAUCAAAAAUCGAUUACCCGAAAUAUAACCUAUACAAAUAUGGAUACGAAAAAAAUACGUAAAACAAAUGUAACAACAAAAACAUCAAAAUCAAAUCAAAAUCGUGAACCACCAAAAGAAAUUGAAUCGAAAUCAAAACCAUCAUCAGCAACGACAUCGACAACCAUCAAUUCAUCAUCAUCAUCAUCAAAUUCACCAUUUCCAUUGAUGGAACAUCUCAAUCAAUCGGAAUAUAAUUCAAUACCAAAAUAUAUGUUAAGUCGUUUAACAUUAUCAACAUUAAAUGAAUCGAUUGAUGCAUUUAAUCAUUCAAUUUAUGCAAAAUAUCAAUUUAUAAAAAAAUUUGAUAUACAAUCAACAAAAGAAAGUGAUUAUAAACGUUAUCAACAAUAUAAAUCGCAGGAAAAUGCUGAUACUAAAGGCAUCUAUUUUGUUACAAUCAACGAUAUUAAAGAACUGACUGAAAUGAAAAAUGAUUCAACAUUACGUAAAGUAUUGAUAUGUCUUCGUCAUUGUAAACGAAUAAAAGAAAUACGUGGUGGUAAUGGACAAUCACAAAAAUUGAUUCGUUAUGGAUUGAUUUAAAAC
Messenger RNA from Dermatophagoides pteronyssinus (European house dust mite), 1176 nucleotides. RefSeq lists its product as uncharacterized. NCBI's taxonomy places the organism in Eukaryota, Metazoa, Arthropoda, Arachnida, Sarcoptiformes, Pyroglyphidae. Gene Ontology annotation, biological process: chromosome segregation; regulation of microtubule polymerization or depolymerization; cell division. The record is from RefSeq and is a predicted model, not a curated record. Gene Ontology annotation, molecular function: microtubule binding. Gene Ontology annotation, cellular component: outer kinetochore; spindle microtubule; mitotic spindle.